This is a messenger RNA of Rhineura floridana, 1292 nucleotides long. It is a transcript of the gene KCNK9, whose product is annotated as potassium two pore domain channel subfamily K member 9. The record is from RefSeq and is a predicted model, not a curated record. Gene Ontology annotation, cellular component: membrane. NCBI's taxonomy places the organism in Eukaryota, Metazoa, Chordata, Lepidosauria, Squamata, Rhineuridae. Gene Ontology annotation, molecular function: potassium ion leak channel activity. The transcript has 2 exons. Gene Ontology annotation, biological process: potassium ion transmembrane transport; stabilization of membrane potential. The coding region runs from base 1 to 1122 and encodes 373 amino acids.
AUGAAGAGGCAGAACGUGCGGACCUUAUCCCUGAUCAUCUGCACGUUCACUUACCUGUUGGUGGGGGCGGCCGUCUUUGACGCCCUGGAGUCCGACCACGAGAUCCGCGAAGAGGAACAGCUGAAGGCCGAGGAGACCCGGCUCAGGGGGAAGUACAACAUCAGUAGCGACGACUACCAGCAGCUGGAGGAGAUUAUCAUGCAGUGGGAACCCCACCGGGCUGGCGUCCAGUGGAAGUUCGCCGGCUCUUUCUACUUCGCCAUCACAGUCAUCACCACCAUAGGUUACGGGCACGCUGCCCCAGGAACAAAUGCUGGGAAGGCGUUCUGCAUGUGCUACGCUGCCCUGGGCAUCCCUUUGACCCUGGUCAUGUUCCAGAGCCUUGGUGAACGCAUGAACACCUUUGUCAAGUACCUCUUGCAACGGAUGAAGAAGUGCUGCAGGAUGAGGAGCACAGACGUCUCCAUGGAGAACAUGGUGGCCGUCGGCUUCUUCUCGUGCAUAGGGACCCUCUGCAUAGGAGCAGCAGCUUUUUCCCAUUGUGAGGAGUGGACCUUUUUCCAGGCUUUCUACUAUUGUUUUAUAACAUUGACUACAAUAGGGUUUGGGGACUAUGUGGCCCUUCAGACGAAAGGAGCCCUUCAGAAGAAGCCGCUCUAUGUGGCCUUUAGCUUUAUGUACAUCCUCGUGGGAUUAACAGUCAUUGGGGCAUUUCUCAAUCUGGUUGUUCUCAGGUUGUUCAUGAACAUUGAGGAAGAGAGACGGGAGGCCGAGGAACGGGCGUCCCAAGCAGGGAACCGCAACAGCAUGAUCAUUCACAUUCAAGAGGAUUCCCAGCACGGACCGCCACGGUACAAGGCUGAGGUUACAGACCUCCAGUCUGAUUGUUCCUGUAUGUGCUACAGGUCCCAUGAAUACACCAGCCGGGUUGUGUCCCACCAAAAUUCCUUCAGCUCCAAACUGAACCUUCAGUACUUUCACUCUAUCUCCUACAAGAUAGAGGAGAUCUCGCCAAGCACAUUAAAAAACAGCCUUUUCCCGUCCCCUGUAAGCUCUGUCUCCCCUGGCCUGAACAGCUUCACAGAUAGUCACAGGCUGAUGAGACGGCGGAAGUCCAUUUGAAGUCAUUUGUCUUUGGGGUUUUUGAUCUUUUAUUCCUAAUUUCUUUUUUUUUUUUUAAAUGAAUUUUCUCGUGCAAGCCAGAGCGAGGCUAAAUAAAGCAAAGGAAAAGACAUCCCUCCUCUGAGACUCAGCUCUGGAGCAUGAAGCACGGAUGAAACCUUUUCCAGCAA